GCUCUCAAGUCUCAACCAACCUAGAAAAGAAAAACAGACUGUCACAACCAACUGCACCGCCCAAAGGCCCGUGACGAGUCGAGAUCACGACAACCACCACGACCACCAACACCAUCACCAUUUUGUCGCAGCGCGCAAUAGCGGCACCGAUCACUACCUGUGGCAUGACUUCAUCUCCGGAAGUUCUCUGCCAGUUCGUCUCGGCCUGGCUAUCUUCCAUCCCGCCUUACGACGCCAACAACGAGGGCAUCGAAACCAAUCCCACCGCAUUAUCCCCUUUGCCCUCCCCCGAGGGCGAGCCGUGCUCCAAAAAACCACGACUCUCAAGCCCACGAAAAAACGACAACCCUAACGCUCCUUGGGCCUCGAAACCUUUUCCAUCGCCCCCCGCCACUACGAUAGCUGCCAUGGACCCCACCCCGCAGUCCCCACGACAGAAGCGCGGCCGAGAUGAGUGCGACGACGACGACGACGACGACGAGAACGGCAAUACCAGCGCCAGUACCAGCGGCAACGACGACGAUCACAACGGCAAUGUUAUUCUUGGGCUGCAACACUCGAACCUGGAUGAGUCCACACCUCGGGCCGAAAGAGCUGGCCAUGCCCAGCUUCCCACCCCUGUACCUCUCCACCUGGCUCAGAUUACGUCGUUGGCAGGCACACCCACGCCUUCCAUUUCCUCUCAUGCGCCGUCCCUGGCAUCCCGAACGUCAUCUCCAACCAAGCAAAUGCGUUUUGCCUCACUAGAUGUGACGGGGUACUUGAUCAAGAGCUUUUCUACUGAUGGGGAUACCAUGCCCCCUUCUCUGGCCCAAGUGCAUCUCCAUCUCACCGAUAUCCAGGAGAAGGUGGCCAUCAUUCCCGACUACCUGAAAGACGAACUCGGACGCUAUCGAAUCCGCCCUUUCUCCUUUUACGACCAUGAUGCCCAUCCUACAAGGCAACGGUGGCAGUUUCCAAGUGUCGCCUUUGUCAGAAAAACCAUGAGCCGCGCCAUAGAGUGUGCUGUUGCUAGAGAACUGGAGAGCUCCUGGAAUCAAGACGUACACCGACCCCUCCUGGACUACGUCUUCCGCCCAGAUAGGCCUUGUUCACUUGACUUCCGCUACUGCAACGCAGCCUCCAUAAUCCCCCGAUUCCGACCCAAGACUGUUCCGUCCAAGAUGGUGGACUACUGCGUGCACGUCGUUCCGACCUGUGAAGAGAAGGCUCGAAUCGACCAACUGUGCAUGUCUCGGCCCGCGGCCUCCAUCAAUCACACGGACUGGGGUAACCUCAGCGGCGAUCCAAUCGCCUUGUCCAUCGAAACUAAGCGCGAUGGUGAGGGAUUAGAACAGGCCCUCUCCCAGAUUGGGACCUGGCACGCCUGCCAGUGGCGCAGCCUUUUGCACGAGAAGCAGUACGCUUCUUCCGGCAUCGAAUUCUUGCCAGCCCUCAUCGCACAGGGCCACACGUGGUACUUUGUUGCCACGACACGUCAGGAUUCCGGUCAGGCAUGGCUUUACACCAAGAUGGAGGUAGGGACCACCGAGACUCUCAUCGGGACUUACCAGAUCCUCGUGGCGUUGCAGUAUUUGAAAUGCUGGAUCGAGGAUGUUUAUUGGCCCGCAUUUCGAGCAUACAUGCUGGCCCUGUUAUGAAUACGUAAACCUUGCAGUGGACUUGCAGCCGGUGAACGCAGCUAUGAUGCAGUGUGUCUAUCACCUAGACCUAAUUAAUGGCUGAGCGCCCCCCCCCUUGUUACUGCAGCAGGCGCAGCUUGCUGACCAAAAUCGCUGCGCCAUUACGCCCCCAGACACCAUCAUUGGAAGAACAGAGACGCAUUGUCAUCAGAAGACAAAUUAAGUUCAAUGUUUCUAAUUGACACAGCCUUUCUGGCAGCCUGUUACAGGCUGACAGGUGUGAUGGGCUGCGUGACAGCCGGGUUGAAGGCUACGGCAGUGCAGUGUGGCUUCGCGUGACGCUGGGCUGAUAGCCAGCGUAAGGGCUGCUGACUUACACGUCUGUUGCGUGUAAGGAAGCAGGAUACAAGGGAAGCAAAACAAAGUAAAGGGCAAAGGCAAAAGGCAGGCGUAAUCAAAUAAGUCUCUCCAUAGUUGAACCUUAGGGAAGAUUCGCUGUGUGAGACUAUUUACUCUAUAUCCAAGUGGAUCUACAUUUGAUAGCAGUUGAUGACUGCUGUUCACACUAUUGGCGUGUGACAUCUAGUUUAGAAUAGACUUCAAUUUAUCAUAAUGUGAUGAGCACCC
Molecule: messenger RNA, 2249 nt
Organism: Colletotrichum destructivum
Lineage: Eukaryota; Fungi; Ascomycota; Sordariomycetes; Glomerellales; Glomerellaceae
Product: Putative PD-(D/E)XK nuclease
Exons: 3
Coding region: 165-1640 (491 amino acids)
Source: RefSeq, a predicted model, not a curated record